GGAAGAUGGAAGGAGCGUCCUUCGGAGCGGGCCGGGCCGGGGGGGCCAUCGACCCCGUGGAUUUCCUCAAGCAGCCGCAGACCCUCCUCCGGGUGACCACCUGGAUCUUCUCCAUCGUGGUGUUCGGCUCCAUCGUCAACGAGUGCUACGUGAACAAGGACAGCCAGCACCCCGAGCUGCUCUGCAUCUUCAACGAGAAUGAGAGUGCCUGCAGCUACGGCAUCGCCGUGGGCGUCAUCGCCUUCUUCGGCUGCAUCUUCUUCUUCGUGGUGGACCUGUACUUCCAGCAGAUCAGCAGCGUCAAGGACCGCAAACGGGCCGUGCUGCUGGACCUGGGCUUCUCAGGUUUCCUGGCCUUCCUGUGGUUUGUAGCCUUCUGCUUCCUGGCAAACCAGUGGCAGAGGACGACGCUGACCAGGGGCUUCUCGCAGGGCGCCGACGCCGCGCGGGCGGCCAUCACCUUCUCCUUCUUCUCCAUCAUCAUCUGGGUGGUGCUGGCUCUGCGGGCGCUGCAGCGGUACCGCCUGGGCACGGACAUGUCCCUGUUCGCCACCGAGCAGUUCGGCACCGACCCCAGCGCCUCCUACCCCGGCUACCCCGGCGGCAGCGGCGUGGAGAGCACGGAGACCUACCAGAGCCCCCCCUUCACCGAGACCUUAGAGCCCAACCCCAAAGGUUACCAAGUGCCAGCGUACUGAGGGGCUGCGGCGGUGCCACCCCCGCCCGCUCCCAAAUGUCUCCAGCCCCAUUUCCUUGCCGUGGCGAGUCAGUGCCGGGUCCCUUUAUUAGCUCGUUGUGCAGUGAAUUCUGUACAGUGGUAUUGGUUCUUGUCUUACCUGUCCCAGGGUUUCUAAAAGCAGUGUUCCCUCUAAGCCAGGAGGAAGGAAGGUUGGUACCACAUCACCUACACGCGGGGAAGAGGAGGAAAUGCCCCCUCCGAGCCCUGCUGGGAAAGCCCAGGACGCCUUUUCCUCUUAGAAAGCAGCAGCUGAGGAAUCUUUAUCUCGUUCUUCCAGAGCUAACACAGAAUCCAUCGAGGGUGGGUGGGCAGUGGGCAGAGCUGGCCCUGGCUGCUCCCGCUGUGGAGCUUCCAGUCCAGGUUCCAGGAAAGUGCCAAAUUCACAGGGAAAUCAGGGGUGUCUGUGUUGUUUUCCUUUGUAUAUAUUUGCUGUGCAAAACAAAUAUCCGAACGGGUGUUUCCAAACUUGGUGUAGAGGAACAGAGGGGGCACAGCAGGCCAGGGCUGGGAUCAGUACCCAGAGUGCUUCUACACUUCAACAGCUUCUGGCUGAGGGUUUAAAAAGUUACUGUUUGGAAGAGGAAACCAGCAGGAGCUGGUUGCUAACUGGGGAUAGCCUGUGAUCGGUGGGAAUGUGGCGCUUUGUGGUUCCGUUUCCUCGUGGGGGACUGGGAAAUUUGUAAAUUCCUAAGGAAUUUUUGGUUGGCAGCGCUGACACGUCCUCACCCCGGAGAGGUGAGGACCAAGGUGAGGAGGGGCUCAGACUCGACAUCCGAGGCCAUUAGGAGCAAUAUUGGACUUGUAUUUUUGUUCUGGGAGCAGCCACCAUCUGUCAGCUGCAGCAGAACCCCGGGUGGGGACACGUGUGUCACCCUGCAGCCUCCAGAAAUGAGGGAUUCAGGCAGGGAACUGGAAAGGCUUCACGGGCCAUUGGAGUCCAUCCCGCGUGGGCUCACAGCCCUGUUUGGAAAUGGUGUGGGAAGAGUCAGUGAAAAGCACCCAGGAAGGAGGCUCAGGUUGGGGGUUUGACUGCAAAGAACAAGGAAAAGGAGGGAAUGUGUAAAAUCCAGCAGGUCCCUGUCAGCCAGCUGCCAGCUUUCCCUGCCCGUGCUGCAGCUGGUCCAGGCUGAGCAGAGGAGCUGAAACUUGAAUUCCCAGCCCCGUGGGUGGCAGCUCCGUCCCUGGAGGCUCCCGGCACUCCGGGCUCCUGCCGGCAAAGCCACCACUGCCUUGCGACCCCGUGAGCAGCAAUAGCCACCCCCAGUCCCCUCCCUGUCACAGGUCCUGGUCACAGCCAUCGCCACAGCUCAUUCCUGCUGCUGAGCCGCAGAUCAGCGCGCUAAUUAAUGAGCAGCAGAUAAAUGCACUAAUUAAGCAGCCAAUCACCCCGAGAGGUCGCUGCCGGUGGCGAAGCGCGUUCCUUGCCUUGGCUCCAGGUCCUGGCUGUGCCCAGCCCCUCGCAGGUGCCUGACCACGGACACCCCAGCCCAGUGCAGUAUCAGCCUCAAGGAAUUCCGAGAUCUCUGUGGUUUGUGGAGUCAGUUUUGCUGGGAAAGAAAAAAAAAAAAAAAAAAAAAAACCCGAGGCUUUUAAUACAGGGUACGGUAGAACUGUAGCAAUAUUUUCCUUAGAGGGAACACUGAAACUUUAGCAGCACAAACAGUACUUGUGUUAAUAUUUUAGCAAAAUUAUAAUCAAUUUAAAUGUUUAAAUUGAUUGUACGUGAGAUAAUGUUCGUUGGGUACAGUGUAUUUUUUCUAACUAUAAUAUAACCGUUCCAGAGUUUCCGUGUAACCGUAAAGAGCUAAAGCUGUGUCUGCCUGCGGGACACGUCCUGCCCCGUGUGCCCCCCGUGCUGAAUAUUACACGCUCUGAAUGUCCCCCCCGAGGCCUGCAUUGCCUUUCUUUGCCCCCACACGCACAUCCCACCACGCUCUGACCUCUGGAGCAGCAGCAGGGACACGGGGACGAGGCCAGCACAAUUCCUGGUGCUUCCCGAGGGUUGCUUCAGCUUCCCAGGGCUGCCUUUUCCUUGCAGGAGGCUGCUGUGCUGGGCAGGGAGCAGGAGGAAGGGCUGUUCCUGGCAGCACAGGAGAUGCUCCUGGAUUAAACCAGAGCUGGGAAUAAAUAACCUGUCCAGCCUCAUCACCCAACAGGCACCUGGAGGGAGCUGAGCCCUGAUCCUCUGCACCCAAAGUGGCGGUGCCAGGCAGUGCAGGGCUGGCACCUCUGCUGGGGUGGCACUGGGACGGGCAGCUGGGACAGGCAGGAGCCACAGCUGGAGCGUUUUUCCAGAGAAUAGCACUGGGCUGGUGUCCCAUGUGGCUGUGCCAAGGCCGUGUCACCAGGCAGGAUGGGACAACCCCAAACUCCCUGGCCGUGGUGAAAGCCUCCACCCACCUCAGCCUGCCUCAAACAGCCCCAUCUGGGGCUUUGUUGGUGGAGCCCUGGGUGACACCCGUGCCUGGAAUCCUGCCCCGAAGCCUUUGGGAGCCCCCCCGGUGUCCCCACAGUGCCGGGUGUCACCGGUGCCCUGCGGUGGCUGUGGCAGCCCCUCGGUGUGCCCCCCAGGCAGAGCAGGGUGUGCAGGUGGGGCUGGCACCAAACACACCCCAGGGGGGCCCUGGCUGGAGAACCAGAGCCAUGGCUGCAGUAACCGUGGGGUGCUGGGGGUUCAGGGAUUUGGAACAUCACUUUUCCUCUUUUUUCCUCUUUUUCUCCCAGCCGUGGUUACAGCAGCACUCACCCCCUUGUAACCACCCAGGCCACAUCCUAAGAGGAUGCCAAGGCUGUCCCAAAAUUGUCCCAAAAGCAUGCCAGGAUUGUCCUGAGCGUGCCAGGGCUCUGCCACCCUCACAAGCUGUUUGUAGCCCUCUGUUCUCCCCAGAGGUCAGCAGCACCUUGAGCUCACAGAGGGCUCAGCUGUGCUCAGCCCAGCCCAAAAGCUUCUGCACAGUGUUAGCACUAAAUUUGGGUGUAAAGAGCAGAAUUCCAGCAUUCUGCCUUUCCUGGGGCUGCAUUCUGCCCCAGCCAUGCUCCUGCUCCAGGAGGCUCUGUCCCACCACCACUGUUCCUCAGCGCCGAGGUAACCACAUCAUGCACUGUGCAAUUCAAGCACAUUUAAAGAUUUGGAAUUUUUGCCAACAUUUCAAGCUGUUCCCAGCAAAGGUGGAAGCUUUGUGAUGUUCGAUAGAAAAUAUUCUCCCCCCUGCAUUACCUGCUCUGUGUCAGGGGCUGGAAAGCAAACCCCUCCCUUUACAGGACAGCACUUGGGAUCUCACUGCUCUUGUGCCUGGACACUGGGAUGAGAUUCCCAUCAGUUCAUGCCACAACAGCGAGUGACACCCCCAGCAUUCCUGUGCCCCUGCCCAUCAGUCCCUGACAGGGCUGUUCUGUACCUUCCCUCCCAGUGCCAGCCCCCACGGCGCAGGGCUGGCUCCUGCCUCUGUUCCUUAGGAAAUCCCAUCAUUAUCCCUUGCAGUGGGUAUUUCUCUCAAUAAAAACUGCUGUGUGUUUCACAGACCCCUCCCAGCCCGUGCUGUCCCCAAGCAGGUGGCUCUGGUCCCCCCUGGUCCCGUUCUCAGUUGCAUUUUGCCCCCGUGUGUGUCACAAACCCCUCUCCCCCUCAGUGAGGCUCAGGCCCAGCCCUCACUGCCUCAACUUGAAGCCCCAGUUCAGCUGCCUGGAUUUUGUUGCAAUACACAUUCAAACCUCAGCUCCUUUCAGAGUUUUAAUCUCCAACAGCUCCCACCUGAGGGUUGGGAAGUUCAGUUUCUUUGCCAAUACCUCUGUCCAAGCAGACGCUUCCAGGAGUUGCAGUUGUCACUAACCUCUGUGCAGUGUAGUAUAAAGUGGACUGUGUAUGGAAAUAAGUUAAAAAUGUUUACAAUUUUGUAUAUAUUAUAUAUAUAAAAAUAUCUUUUGAGAGAACAA
Molecule: messenger RNA, 4672 nt
Organism: Vidua chalybeata
Lineage: Eukaryota; Metazoa; Chordata; Aves; Passeriformes; Viduidae
Gene: SYNGR3
Product: synaptogyrin 3
Exons: 4
Coding region: 6-698 (230 amino acids)
Cellular component (GO): synaptic vesicle membrane; neuromuscular junction
Source: RefSeq, a predicted model, not a curated record